This is a messenger RNA of Nannochloropsis gaditana CCMP526, 594 nucleotides long. RefSeq names its product soluble pyridine nucleotide transhydrogenase stha. The coding region runs from base 1 to 594 and encodes 197 amino acids. The transcript is spliced from 3 exons. The record is from RefSeq and is a predicted model, not a curated record.
AUGCCCUCGGGACCAGGCACCAUCCCGAGCAAGACGUUCAGGGAGGCCGUCCUGCACUUGACCGGGUACCGGCACCAGGGCUUCUACGGAAAAUCCACGUUCACGUCCUCCCGCCGGUCGUCCAUGAACGAGAUCUUGCAGCGGGUGCAGAAGGUGGAGGACGUGGAGGCAGAGGUGACGCGGCAUCAGAUGCGGAGGAAUGGGGUGCAUUUGGUCACGGACCUCCGAGACCGGGAGAUCCGUGCCCGCGCUCCCUCUGCGCUCGCCCCGUCCUCACAGCCCUCGUCCUUGCCCGGCUUUCGUUCCUCCAUCUUCACAGGCACGGCCCGCUUUUUGGAAAAUGGCGCGAAUGACGCCCACGUCAAGCUGGCCGUCCUGUUGACGGACCCGGAACAGGAGCGGAAAGGGAUCUACAAGCACCGGGAGGCCUCCCUGCCCAAGACCUUGCUCACGGCCGAGAAAGUGAUGAUCGCGUGCGGCACCCGCCCAGUGCGACAGGAGGAGACGGUUUUUGACGGCAAGCGGGUCUUUGACUCCGAUCAGGAGCAGCAACAUCAACAGCAGCAGCAACCAGGGCAACAACAGCAUGAGUAG